AUGAAAAGAGCCUUCUCUCUUGUACUCCUCCUCGUGAUUUGGCUUUUCGUUUUCUCCGCAUUAUCGAUCGACGCUAGGAAAUACCAUACCAAGAAAACCAAAAUGCAUAAGAACAAAAAACACAAAAAUAAUCCAGCUCCUGCACCAGCUCCACUACCCGAUUCAUCCGUUUUUAGCAUUUUGUCGUUCGGAGCUAAGGCUAACGGAGUUUCCGACGAUUCCAAGUUAAUAAUCAUUGUACUACUAUUAACCAAGCAGGCACUUGUAUCGGCAUGGAAAUCCGCAUGCAAGGUUAUCGGAGGCGUCGUGGAAAUACCUUCCGAAUUUAAAUUUCUGAUCAAACCUGUGACACUUCAAGGCCCUUGUAUGCCGAAUCUUGUUUUACAGAUUGACGGUACUCUAUUAGCACCUCCGAAAAUCGGGUCGUGGGCGAAAUCGAAUUUAUAUCAGUGGAUGAAUUUCAAAUGGCUUCAGAAUUUCACCAUCCAAGGUACCGGUACAGUUGACGGUCAAGGCUCAAACUGGUGGUGUUCUUCACAGGUCAAUAAGAAGAAGAGAGCCAAGAAACUUCCGGGAAUCAAACCAACCGCAUUGAGAUUUUAUUCGAGCUACAACGUCACGGUUCGUGAUAUUAGUAUCGUAAAUAGUCCGUUAUGCCACUUAAAAUUCGAUAAUUCGAAGGGGGUGAAGGUCGAAAACGUCACGAUUUCUGCCCCCGAAGACAGUCCAAACACAGAUGGAAUUCACCUCCAGAACUCUCAAGAUGUAGAAAUCAUGCAUUCGGAUAUCGGAACAGGAGACGAUUGUGUGUCUAUACAAACAGGUUGUUCAAACAUUCAUGUGCAUCAUAUAAAUUGUGGCCCUGGUCAUGGAAUAAGUUUAGGAGGGCUAGGGAAAGACAAAAGUACUGCUUGCGUGUCGAAUAUUCUAGUCGAAAAUAUCGUAAUGCAGAAUACUCUAUAUGGUGCAAGGAUCAAAACAUGGCAGGGAGGUAUUGGGUCGGUGAAAAACGUGACGUUUUCGAAUAUUCAAGUCUCCGAUGUGAAAGUUCCGAUAACCAUCGACCAAUACUACUGUGACAAGAAUCAGUGCAAGAAUCAGACAGGUGCAGUGGCAAUAUCAGGAGUUAAAUUCGAUCAAAUAAUCGGGACUUAUUUGGUGCAGCCUAUUCAUCUAGCAUGCAGCAGCUCUGUACCAUGCACGGACGUCGAUUUAAUUUCGAUUCAAUUAGAGCCGUCGAUCAAUAACAAACAUGGAUUUCAACAAGGGUUGUGCUGGAAUUCUUAUGGGAAAUCACUAGGGCCACUUGCCCCUGCAAGCAUGGACUACUGUGUGAGAAGUGGGAGUGAGUUUGUGAAGAGGAUAUCAAAAUCACAUGAUAUUAGUUGUUUGUAAUAAAAUAAAUUAAAUAUAUGUUUUUUUUUUUUUAA
Erythranthe guttata (spotted monkey flower) is the source of this 1430-nucleotide messenger RNA. NCBI's taxonomy places the organism in Eukaryota, Viridiplantae, Streptophyta, Magnoliopsida, Lamiales, Phrymaceae. The record is from RefSeq and is a predicted model, not a curated record.